Molecule: messenger RNA, 920 nt
Organism: Paramecium sonneborni
Lineage: Eukaryota; Ciliophora; Oligohymenophorea; Peniculida; Parameciidae
Source: the annotation of a GenBank genome assembly
AUGAAUGAUGAAAGAAUCUAGUUUUUAGAAUGGAAGAAUGAAAAAGCUAUUUUGCAAUAGAAAAUUUAAAUUUAAGAUAUGUAUAUUUAGGAAGCUAAGGAAAGAGAAGAGAACUUGAGAAAGAUGAAUGAAAUAUUCAUUAAUACUCUAAACCAACAAUAAAAUGAAAAUGUUGUUCAAAAAUUUUAAAAGAGUUAUGAAUAGAGUGAGAUAGAAAAAUAAUAAGAUAUUAUAAAUGCUUAAUAAAUAGAAAUAAAAUUGCUAGAAAGUAAAUUAGCUGAAAAAGAAAAUCAAAUAAAAUUAAUUCAAAAAAGCAAUGAGAAAGAAAUUGAGAAACUAUAAAAAAGGAUUGUAGAAUUAGAAUAUUUAUCAUGCAAUAAAGAAAACAUUAAUUAUUAAAAUAUAAUUGAAUAUUAGGUAAAUUAAUAAUAUGAUGAUGAUAAAACUCUUCAACAACGAAAAAGAAACCAAAGUCCUUCUUAUCCAACUACAAGAAUUCGAACUGUUUAAUAAUAAUAAUAAUAAUAAUAAUAAUAAUAAUAACAAUAGAUUUCUAAUAAUAAGUUUGAUGAAUCUACAUGUACAAAUUAAGAUUCAACUGAUAUUUCAAGUUUCUUAAAUAGAAUUAAUCCUAAUUUAUAAAGGUAGAUGAAAGAUAUCUAAAGUAAAUUAUAUAACACAAAAAAGAAAUUAACAACGACUACAGAAUAAGAAAGUUCAUUCAUACGUUAAUCAAUUUAAAAAAUAAAAAAUGUAAAUAAUGUAAUUUAUGUUAGCGAUCAAGGAAUCAUUCAAUUUCAAUAAAUGAGAAUACAUAUUGUGAAUAAAGGUCAACGUGGGAUGAUUAAGUUGAGUAUAGAACUAAUUAAACAAAUCAAACAAACUAAUCAUUAAUGUGUAAUGGAUUUAGAUUUUCUUGA